UGUUGUGCAGACACAGUUCUGUCAGCUGAAGUUACAUUUAAAUAUGGAAAAACAUUGAUGGUCAUUAAAAACCUAUGCAGGACAGAAAAUAGAAAGGGUAUUAACUGAGAAUAUGUGUGUUUCUUCCUAAGGUGGUCGUCAACCCAUUUUGAGGGUAAUUUGGUGGACCCCGGAAUGGAAAAGGUUGGGAACCGCAGAAGUCAGUCCAGAACUUGAACGCCCACCAUCACACUAAAAGUUAAGGUCGCUCCUCCGAAGUUGGCUACACGUUCUGAUGCGUGACGGUUCUUCAAUAGAUGUAUGCUUGGCCCAUGGCAAACGUAUUAAAUAAGCCUUAACAUAGCAUGAAAAGGCUGUAAGUGUAGGAAAAUACAGAUGCGCCACAUGCCGUGUUACCAAGUUUAAGAUAGGCUAGUAUACUUUGAAAGCAGUAAACUAUGGACGAGAAGGACGACGAACAACUCUGGGAAUUUGAUCCCAACAUUCCAGAGGAGGGCCCCUCUGCCCCUCCUCCUGGUUGGCUGGACUGUGUUUCAGGGUACGACGAGCCAAAAGCAGGAGAUUCUGGAGAUCAGCUGUACCCUCCUCCUCCUGCUUACAACCCUCAACCUGAGAAUGAUAGGAACGCAUCCGUUCCUCAUGUCAGGGUACCUCAGGUGUCGGAGGAUGUGGCCAGGGAAGCUCUGCUGAAAUUUGUGGGCUCAAAGUGGUCCAAAAGUACCAAGCCUGCCAGAAAUCUGACCUUCAAGGAAUUAAAACCCGUCACAGUAUAUCGGUAUCGUUUGGAGACAUACACUGAGUCCAGAUCCAGUGCCUGGGAGAUGGAGCCUUAUACUGGCCAGGUGGUAGAUGGACCUCAGUGUGGGAGGAGCCCCCCCCCCUGGGAUGUUCCAGUACAACAGCCUCAGAGGUACACUGAUGUUACUCUGAAGGUGCGCGUCCCUCACUCCUCCUUUGUGAAGACCUGUCACCGUUGCCAUGGCUGCGGAAGGACACGCUGCACACACUGUGCUGGGAGGGGAAAUGUGCAUGAAUGGACUUUCUUCUGUAUAUUCUUCAGAAGCGAUGUCCAUUCUGCCAAGGACACGGGCGGAGGAUCACUGGCCGUGGCCGCAACAACAGGAACGCCAACAACAGAUGUUCCAGCUGUCAGGGGAGAGGAAGAAAAAAAUGUACGUUCUGUCAUGGACAUGGCCACAAUACCUGCCCCACCUGCCAGGGAAACCGAAACCUUCUGCACUUCAUUCAGCUCACCAUCACAUGGAGGAACCACGUGGUCGAGUUUGUACCAGACCGGCUGCCCGAAUUCCCUCUCAAGAAGUUUGAGAAGGUGUCAGGGGAUCCAUUCUUUGUGGAUGAAAAUGUUCUGGUGUAUCCCAUCAUGGGCUUUCCUGACCAGGAGAUCUGUGAGGCUUCCAGGAAAGUGUCACAGGAGCAUCACAGUCAGUUCUCUGCUGUCAGUCGUAUCCUGCAACAGCGUCAAACCAUCGAACUGGUUCCUAUCACACACGCCUUCUAUUCCUACGCUGGAAAAGACUACGACUUCUUUGUUUAUGGUCUUGAAAAUAAGGUUUUCACUCCAAAAUAUCCCUCUGCUUGUGUUCUUUUGUAAAUGCAAACAUCUCACACUGAAUGCGUAGCAACAGAUGUAUUGUCCAUCAAAUUAUUAUUGCAUUGUAAGUGUAUUGUUGUAUAGGCAUUGUAAUAAGGAACUUGUAAUGUAUUCUAUGAAUGUGUAACCACUAUGUUGUGCUAUUGAGUGUAGAGAAAUUGAAGUUGAUUCAAUCAAAGUCUAAACUGACAUUUUUACCUUUGUAAUAUUGCAUUUAGGUGAUAGCCAUUGUAACAGUGCCUCAUUUAAAUUUUAUAAUAUGCCCAAGUCUAUGAAAUCGUUGAUGGAAUAUUUUAUUUGUACAUUUCUUGUGCGUCUGUGUAACUCUGUAGCAUAUCCAAUUUGGAAUACAUCUAAAAUGUUAGUCAGUUGUUGCUGACAUCCACAGUGAGUUGGCUACAAUAUACAUUUCAGACAUUUAGUGCCUACACACUUUAAUACAUUACCCUUUUUACUGGUUCGAAGAAGAUGAUUUGGUGGUGAUGAUGAUGUGAGAGAUCGUAGAUGUAUAGACUAUACCUCCAUAGUUAUUUAAAUAGAAUGAUAAGAAUCAUUCCAUUUCCGUGGUCAUGUCUUGGGUCCUCCACCAAGCUCUUCCGACAUCAGAGGAGAAGCCAUUGUGAAGUUUUAUAUGAAUCUAUAACAUAUUGCAUGAAAAGAAGUCACAACUAACAAUACCUUUUUUUUAUACAACCUACAUUUCAGUAUUCUAUUUUUUAUUUUGAAUUGUUGUAUUGUUAAUUGUUUGAAACUGGAACGGUGGGAUAACUUGUUAAAUAAAGUUUCCGGUUUAUUCAUGUUGAGGAAAUGUGGAGAAUUCAUUAUUUGUCCAGGCAAGUU
This is a messenger RNA of Esox lucius (northern pike), 2452 nucleotides long. It is a transcript of the gene ssuh2.1, whose product is annotated as ssu-2 homolog, tandem duplicate 1. NCBI's taxonomy places the organism in Eukaryota, Metazoa, Chordata, Actinopteri, Esociformes, Esocidae. The coding region runs from base 438 to 1640 and encodes 400 amino acids. The transcript is spliced from 12 exons. Gene Ontology annotation, molecular function: heat shock protein binding. The record is from RefSeq and is a predicted model, not a curated record.